AAAAAAUCUCUCAUUCUCUUUUUUUUUUUUUUUACUUUUGAAAAUGGCGGACGAUAAGAAAGAGUCAACGUCAAGUUCGCCGCUUCGAAACGAAAGCCUCCAUGAAGAUCCCGAAGAUUUCGUCAAAUCUCCUCCUUCUUCCCCAAAUUCCUCUACUCGCAAGGCUUGCUAUGCUGUUCUUCAAAGUUGGGUGUCAAAGAAGUUCAUGACUGGAUGUGUGGUCCUCUUUCCUGUGGCUGUUACAUUUUUCAUCACAUGGUGGUUUAUUCAAUUUGUUGAUGGUUUCUUCAGCCCCAUAUAUGAAAGACUUGGUAUUGACAUAUUUGGCCUUGGAUUUGUCACAUCGAUAACCUUCAUAUUCUUUGUCGGCAUUUUUGCUUCAUCAUGGCUGGGUUCAACAGUUUUCUGGUUAGGGGAGUGGUUUAUAAAGAGAAUGCCCUUUGUGAAGCAUUUAUACUCUGCAUCAAAGCAAAUUAGUUCUGCUAUUUCACCAGACCAGAAUACCAAUGCUUUCAAGGAAGUUGCUAUAAUUCGUCAUCCCCGAAUUGGUGAAUAUGCGAUUGGUUUCAUAACAUCUUCAGUUGUUCUCCAGAGAGAUGACGGGGAUGAAGAGUUGUGCAGCAUUUUUGUCCCUACAAAUCAUUUGUAUAUAGGGGAUGUAUUUUUGGUUAAUUCCAAUGAUAUCAUCAGGCCAAAUUUGUCCGUGCGAGAAGGCAUAGAGAUCAUUGUCUCUGUGGGAAUGUCAAUGCCACAGGUGAUUUCUCCUAUAGAAAAGAUCACAAGACAGAACGACCGGAUCCCUCUAAACAGAAUGUUAAAGUAAACAGAAUCCUCUUCUCCCGUGCUUAUGAUUUGCUUGCACUAAGCUACCACAGUUUCACUUUUGAGUGAAGUCUCACAUUAUUUUCGUCGUCUUCUGUGUUUGAUCGAUGGUUCAGCAUAUCUGAACUGAAGUUAUUAGUGACUUUGUUGUAUGUUUAUUCUUUAGAAUUAGGAGGAGGAGAUACUGUUUGUUUGAAACAAAUAGGUAGGGAGGCAUUGUUUGGCUGUUAUUGGUUUACUCUAAUUAAACAAUUCAUUGUGGUCCGUAUAUAUCAUUGUAACUUAUGAGUUCUAGUUUUUGUAUUUAUAAAGAAGCGGUCAAUUCAGUCAUCCAAUUUUGUUGUUUUUUU
Molecule: messenger RNA, 1172 nt
Organism: Solanum stenotomum
Lineage: Eukaryota; Viridiplantae; Streptophyta; Magnoliopsida; Solanales; Solanaceae
Product: protein LIKE COV 2-like
Exons: 7
Coding region: 44-823 (259 amino acids)
Cellular component (GO): Golgi apparatus
Source: RefSeq, a predicted model, not a curated record